Heterobasidion irregulare TC 32-1 is the source of this 501-nucleotide messenger RNA. RefSeq lists its product as uncharacterized. Lineage: Eukaryota; Fungi; Basidiomycota; Agaricomycetes; Russulales; Bondarzewiaceae. The record is from RefSeq and is a predicted model, not a curated record. The transcript has 4 exons. Bases 1 to 297 code for a protein of 98 amino acids.
AUGUCCUAUUAUUCGUAUCCCCAUGAACCACAGCCCCGAAGGCGUUCGUAUGAAGAUCCUAUGCGUACGUACGUGUUCGAUACCAUUGCAGAGAGCAAAGCGUGGGAAGGCCGUGCGCUCCUGCUUUGCCAUUCCGCUCACAAUUUGGCCAUACUUCCUCCUGCGUCAACACCGAUUGGUUUUUGGUUUCACCGGUUUCAGAAGGAUAGUCUGAAUGCCCGUUUGCUUCGUUCGAGGGUGUCAAUAACACGAGCGCAACAAGUCUCUAAUGCACUGGGAGGUUGGCUGAGAAAUUGAAUCAGGCAGGCGUCAUGGUCGGGACCCGGUCGACGGGGAUGGAUAAGGGAAGGGGCGAAACGAAAGGAAAAGGAAGCGCAAUCACGGCAUCAUGCGUUAUGCGUCCUCACUUCGAGGGACGGGACGGGCAUAGGUAAUCCUUUGUUUUCAAGUACAUCUAAUCUCAUCGAGUGUAUCUCGGCCUGAACGUUGAACUAAAUGUGG